AUGCCACCAAAAGCAAUGAAGAGUGCAAUGAAGGCGUCCCCCAAGGGUCAGGGCAGCCGUGUUGCCGAGCGCAAGCUGAAGGAGAAGCAGGCAGAGGUGGUCGCCAAAGAGAAGAGUCAGGUGCUGCAGAGUCACGCGGCGAGGCUGGCAACGAUGAAGUCCGAACUUGCACACUGGCUGGAGAGUCAUCCGAAGGCGUUUGAGUAUAUACACCGAGGGUGUUUCUUGGGGACGUUCGACUCCUUGGACGCACCAGAGUCAGCGUCAGGGUCAGAGUCCAGCGUGGCGAAGCUCCCAGCUUACCAGAACAAGUUCCGGUUGUUGAGCAAGGACAGUCCCAGUCCAGAGUUCAGCGUCAACAUGCUGGAGAAGCUCGUGCCGGGUGUCUUCAAGUUCCUCCAGAGAGAGAUGAAGAAGGGCAUCAGAGUGACAAAGGAUGAUGUGAACUCAAUCCUCUGCUUCAUCACGCACGCGCGCCCAGUGUCAGCAAUCCCAUCCAAGAGAAUUGACCACUUGACCGGGUGGAUUGAGGAGCGAUUCCGUGACCAUGGGUGCCGCUUGAAGGAUUGGAACUGCGAAGCGUCAACAACGCUGCAGGACCUGAAGAGUGACAUUGCCUUGGCGUACUGGACGCUCGUGAGAGGUGACACCAAGGAAGCUCCCAUGAAGCUGAGGUACAUGCAGACCAACAUUUACCUGCAAGUGCCACCUGAGAUCCCGCACGGCUCCAGCGUCAAGGAUCCCCAGGACUAUUUCACCGCCUUGGUCUGUGGCCUAACAAGCGUCAACGUCAUGAACAUCAUAGAGCAUGAGGCCAAUGUGAACGUGGAAGUGCCAGAGCCGCCCUAUCAUAGUCUUGAAGUUCAGGGACUUCGCAUGGAGACAGAGGAGCAGGAUCCAGAGAGUCUUGGUCAAAAGACCCCAUCGACGAAGUCACCCGCCAAGGCGAUCAAGCACGAGAAGGGUCAGAGUGCCGGAAGCUCCAAGGACAGCGCUGACCAGUUCAGGACACCCACGCCAAGGAAGCGCCGUCCCACCUCACCGCCCGAGGGCACUGGGUUGCAACCACAUCAGAUGGAAUCGAGUGUCAUUCCCUUGACAAGAGGAAGAGAGGCAAAGACAAGAGGCACCGCAGACGGGUUCCUGUCGGUCAGACCGGUCAGCCGCAGCCUGCAGCAAGCGGGUGAAGAAACGCCUUUGGUGCCCGUUGGUGCCCGUUGGUGGGGCCUUCUUUGGUCCUUGAAGAGUUGGUUUCAGACGAUCUUGUCUGACGCCGACAAGUUCGGCUUCUCACAUUGCAGUGGCAAGCGGGAGUACUACAAGGCACUGGGUUUUUCAGAAAACGCCACGGAUGUUCCAGGCCCAGAGGUCCUCUUCCUACGCAAGGUGGCUGGCGACGGACUGCUCUUCUUGUGGAACGAGGCUCAUCCAGAUGCCGUCGUUCAGCCAGGUGACAGAAUUUGCAAAGUCAAUGGCCAAACGACCGCGGAUGCCAUGGCUCAGGAGCUGCGGAUGAGCAAGGUUUGCAUAGAGGUCCUGCGAUACCCAGAGGAGUUUGAGGUGUCUCUUUCCAAGAAAGAAGAUGCCAGCAAGAAGUUGGGAUUCAAGUUUGAAAAGCCAAGCAAUGAAAAGGCCCGCGACCUCAAAAUCACGGAGGUGGGUCACGAAGGCUAUGUGCCUGACCGAAAUCAGCUCAUGGCCGCCGAGCAGAGGUUUCACUAUGUGGUCACCUUGGGCAUGCGCAUCAUCCGGGUGAACUCUGUUGAGGGCGAUGCGCACUCAAUGAAAGAGGAGUUGAAAAGCGCGCAAGACCUGACGAUCCGCGUCCGACGGGCAGAGGUCUAUGCGCUCCAGAAGGCGCGGAUGGUGAAGCAGGCACAGAUCUUGGCAUCUCUGUCCAACCUUUCGGCGACGAUGAGGAUGGGCAGCACCAACAACCUUUUAGGUGUUUAG
Molecule: messenger RNA, 1953 nt
Organism: Symbiodinium natans
Lineage: Eukaryota; Dinophyceae; Suessiales; Symbiodiniaceae
Source: the annotation of a GenBank genome assembly